Messenger RNA from Funneliformis geosporum, 1194 nucleotides. Lineage: Eukaryota; Fungi; Glomeromycota; Glomeromycetes; Glomerales; Glomeraceae. The record is from the annotation of a GenBank genome assembly.
AUGUUUAAUAAUAAUAAGCGGAAAGAAAAACCUUUUAAACGUGAAUUUCUUUCAACAACGCCAAUAAAUUCUAAUAUUACACAAUCCACACCUACUUCAGGAGCAGCAAACUCUUCAUGUUCAGCACACCAAGACCAGGGACGAGAACAACAAGACCGACAACGGGGGGAGCAAAAACCAUUAAUUAUGUCACCUGCACGCUCAGAAAUAACCAUUUCUCCUGGAAGGUCAUUACCACGAAUUACUUCUGCAACACGAAAAACUGUAACACAACUUGAUCCAAUUUCAUUAAAAAAUUCUCUCGAUGAAAUUUUAGGUAUCAAUAAAGAAAAAUAUUGGUCGUCUAUACAAUCAUUCGUCAAAGGGGAACUAAAUAAAGUUGAAUUGGAUCUUUGUGCGCAUUCUUUAUUAUCAAAAGAACAUGUUCAUUUACAUGAUAAAUUUAUUCGUGCGAGCAUAAUGUUAAAGAAUACAUGCAAAAAAAAUCAGAAUAACGUUAGAUAUGCUUCAUCACCUUAUAAAGAAAAAUCUCUAGAGAAAAUCAUGUCUUCAAUAGGAAAGGAAGAAAGGGAUAAAUUAUGCGUUAUUUUAAAAAGAGCACGAAAUAAUCAAGCAACUUCACGUUCCAAUCCAGAUUUAAUGUUAUUUGAGAAAAGGUUUCCUAAAAAUGUAUUUGAUAGAAAUUUCGUUGAUCAUUCACAACCUUUAACCUCUUCAUCUUCAUUGAGUGAGAAAGUGGAAGAAAUUUCAGAAUUCGAUUCUAUUUAUACAAAAAUGACAGAAAUCGCUUUGGAUAAUGGAUUAAUUGGUGGCGUUUCUGAAGAUUGUGCAAAUUUGAUGAUUUAUGCAUUGGAGUCACAUCUGAAGAGUAUUGUUCAUGAUUGUAUAAUUAAGAUUAGAUCAGAUAAUUUUCAUAAUGAACAAGGUAAUUCGGCAAUCUCUUUAAAUGAUCUUGCAUUUUCAUUAGAAAUUUCUCCUUACAUUUUAGUGGAAAAUAAUUUUAUGUUGGAAAAAAUAAGAAACUCCCGAUACGUUCGCUAUAUGUAUCUACUGAAUACUAUAAGAGCUUUAAGCACCACAACUCUCAAAGGUACUGUCCAAGACAGUUUAAUGAAACCUGUUACUAUUUUGAAAUGUCCAGAAUCUCAUGAUCUUGACGAAAGUUACGAUACUUCACAGAAUAUGCUAGACUAA